AACACUAAUUGUUAAUGAAUUUUAUAUUGUAAUCUCCAAAUAAAAAUUGUUAAAACAAAAAAAUUGGCCCAAAACUUAAUAUUGGUGUUAUAUUUUCCAUAAUAGACUAAGGAAACUGAUUCUAAUUCCUAAUAUAUAGCUACAAUUAUCAACUUCAACACUUGAUUACACAAACCCUAAUUCUUUCUCCAAAUCAACAAUGGCUUCCAAGCGAAGGCCUUACUAUGAAACUUCAUCACCUGAUGACGAUUCUAAUCUCAUGCAACUCACCAAGCGAGUCAAACCAGAACAAAUUUUUCAGGAUGAUCCUGAGGAGGAUCCUGAAGAAGAUUUAAUUCCACAGGAAGCAAUUCAACUGAGCAAAGAUCACAAACCAUUGGUUUCCGGGGCCGACAGGAUUGAAUCCGGCGAUCCUGACGAAUCUGUCAGAAAAAUCGACAUGAGUUUUCGGUCAGGCGUUAUGAAAAGAGGUAUGUCCAGGAGAUUUUGGAAUGAGGAAGAUGAAAUUAUAGUUUUGAAAGGCUUGAUUGGGUUUAAUCAGAAUAAAACUGGCGAUUCUGGUACGUUUUAUGACUGUAUUAAGAACUCGAUGAAUUCAUUCGUCUCUCGGAAGCAAUUGCAUACGAAAUUUAAGGUUCUGAAACGGAAGUUUCGGAAAAAUAUAGAUAAAUCUGAGGAAGAGAAAAAUUUGAUUUUCUCUGCGAAUUCGCACGAGAAAGAAUUGUUUGAGCUUUCUGAGAAGCUAUGGGGAGGUAAUUAUAACAACAAUGUUAGCGAUUUUCGAGUUGUCAAAGAAGACGAAGAAGACGGGUAUGGCAUUGGCAUUUGUAAUAAUUCUGCUGAGCAAGAGAAGGCUGAAGAAGAAGCUAAAGAAGACGAGGAUGUCGGUGAAGGUGAUUAUCAGUAUGGCAUUGGCAUUAUUAAUAAUUAUUCUGCAGAGCAGGAGAAGGUUGAAGAGGAUAAGGAAGAUAAUUUCUGGUCUAGGUAUCCGUGUCUCAAUGAGUCGAUGAAGAUGGAGCAAUUUUCCGAGUUUACAUUGUCGAAUUUUGUGAAGCAGAGAAUGUGUUGUAUUGGAAGCUCGAAAGCAAAGGUAUUGGAGGAGAAAUGGAGGAAGUUGCAAGUUGCGGAAACUCAGGUGAAACUUCUGAAAGCGCAAUUGAUUCAGGAACAGACAGAAAUGAUAUUAGAUGCUAUCAGAUAGUAAUUUUUUACAGUAAGCUUUGCACAGAUUCCUUGCUUCAGGAAAUGUAGCAUUCAUCUAUAUGGUUUAAAAUGUGACAUCGAUAUGUUGCGCGAAAACUUAUUGAGUAUAUUGUUUUCGCGGUUUCAGUGUUCACUUUUUCGUGCAUUUUGAUGAAUGAUUAUGCUGGAACUUAACUAGUUUUUAUGGGCAUUUUUCUUCUCAAUA
Messenger RNA from Mercurialis annua (annual mercury), 1408 nucleotides. RefSeq names its product STOREKEEPER protein-like. The record is from RefSeq and is a predicted model, not a curated record. The transcript has a single exon. NCBI's taxonomy places the organism in Eukaryota, Viridiplantae, Streptophyta, Magnoliopsida, Malpighiales, Euphorbiaceae. Gene Ontology annotation, biological process: regulation of DNA-templated transcription. Gene Ontology annotation, cellular component: nucleus. Bases 200 to 1201 code for a protein of 333 amino acids.